GUGUAGCUAUAUAAAAGUUGGAGCAUGAACAAGCAGUACUUCUGGCUAUGACUACAUAUUUCAGAGAUCUACAAUAACAAAAUAGUUUCUGUGUGCGUGCUGUUUUUGGACGAGAUUGCCACGUGGACACACCAAGAUCUGACUCACAAAGACUGUUCUCAUUUUCGACAGUGCAGCCCUUUAAAUGGUGAGAAAUUGUCUGUCUUUUUAUAGGACAACUUCCCAUCAUCAACAAUGUGGCUUCUUCUCCUGGUGGUUGCAUUCGCUCUAAUCAUCCUGUAUAGGUGGCACAGACAGAGCCAGAUACUGCAGAAUCUCUCUGAUAAAUAUGUGUUCAUUACUGGAUGUGACACUGGAUUUGGAAAACUACUGGCGAAGCAGUUAGACCAGCGUGGGAUGCGGGUGCUGGCAGCUUGUAUGACAGAGAAAGGGGCUGAUGAUCUGAAGAAGGAGACAUCCAGCAGACUGCAGACUGUAAUCUUAGAUGUUACUGACAGCCAAAGUGUGUGCUCUGCUGCCAAGUGGGUUAAUGACUGUGUUGGGAAGUCAGGACUCUGGGGUUUGGUAAAUAAUGCCGGGAUUGGAUUUAUUCUUGCUCCUAAUGAAUGGCUAAAAAAGGAGGAUUUUGUCAAGAUACUAAAUGUAAAUUUAUUGGGCACGAUUGAUGUGACUCUUAAUCUACUAUACCUCGUUCGCAAAGCUCAGGGACGUAUUGUGAAUGUUUCAAGUUCUUUGGGAAGGCUAUCAGUGGUUGGAGGUGGAUACUGCCCGGCCAAGUAUGGAGUGGAAUCCUUCUCAGAUAGUUUAAGGAGGGAAAUGCGUGAUUUUGGUGUGAAAGUCUCCAUCAUAGAACCCGGUGGAUUCCAAACGUCCAUGGUAAACUAUGACAUUCAUGUGAAGAACAUGGAAUGCCUGUGGGAAAAUCUUUCUGCUGAAAUUAAGGAGAGCUAUGGUGACCAGUAUUACCAAAAAUAUCUACAGUCCCUAAAACAAUUGGUUAGCUCAGUUAGUCCUUACGUGUGCAAAGUCACAGACUGCAUGGAACACGCACUGACUGCCGUCUACCCCUGGACCCGAUACUCUCCUGGUUGGGACUGCAAGUUCUACUUCCUCCCUGUUUCUUACCUUCCCACAGUCCUAUCUGACUAUUUAUUAUGCCGGUCAGCACCCAAACCAGCAAAGAGGGCAGAAUAACAAUAUGGAGCAUGAAACAAAACUUCUAGUUUGUUUUAUACAAUAUGGAAGCACAAGGUAGCUGGGUCCCUGUCAAAAACAUGGUUAAUUCACGAGUAAUGAGAUUUAUAUACUAAACCCAAAUUUGUAGUGAAUUGAAAAAUGUCGACUAUAAAAGCCAUGUUGUGACACUAGCAGAUUGGAGAAUAUUUCCAAAUCCGCUAUUGCAUCACAUAUUCUCCUAAAUCACCCCAAACCAACUCACUCUUCUAGGGUUGAUUCUUAAAGGAACACUAUAGUCACCUAAAUUACUUUAGCUAAAUAAAGAAGUUUUAGUGUAUAGAUCAUUCCCCUGCAAUUUCACUGCUCAAUUCACUGUCAUUUAGGAGUUAAAAUCACUUUGUUUCUGUUUAUGCAGCC
Messenger RNA from Pelobates fuscus (common spadefoot toad), 1593 nucleotides. Its product is annotated as retinol dehydrogenase 7-like. The transcript is spliced from 5 exons. Lineage: Eukaryota; Metazoa; Chordata; Amphibia; Anura; Pelobatidae. Gene Ontology annotation, biological process: retinol metabolic process; steroid metabolic process. The coding region runs from base 235 to 1194 and encodes 319 amino acids. Gene Ontology annotation, cellular component: intracellular membrane-bounded organelle. Gene Ontology annotation, molecular function: all-trans-retinol dehydrogenase (NAD+) activity. The record is from RefSeq and is a predicted model, not a curated record.